Amyelois transitella is the source of this 1205-nucleotide messenger RNA. RefSeq names its product neuropeptide CCHamide-1 (gene CCHa1). Bases 52 to 585 code for a protein of 177 amino acids. NCBI's taxonomy places the organism in Eukaryota, Metazoa, Arthropoda, Insecta, Lepidoptera, Pyralidae. The transcript is spliced from 8 exons. The record is from RefSeq and is a predicted model, not a curated record.
CCUGUUUGAGGCGGCGGCGGACAGACGGACAGAUUUUAUAUAAACAGAACAAUGGAUAGGAUAAGCUGCAGCAGAAGGGCGGGACCCCGGAGCGCGCCCACGGCCUGGGUUCUAGCACUGCUGCUGGUCAUCUGCCUUGCUGAAAGCGCUACAGAGCAGAGAAUUAACAGUAGGGGCAGCAAGUCUUCUAACAUAAUUGAGAAAGUCAACGGCUGGCGGAGUCAGCGAGGAGGUUCGUGUUUAAGUUACGGACACUCAUGUUGGGGAGCCCACGGCAAAAGGUCCGGCCGGCCGCCGGUGAGCGCUCCAGAUUGGUACCUCACUAGAAUGCUACGCAAAAUGGUGUCGUCUAGCAACGAGCUUUUUCCUACCCGGCAUUUGUCCCAGAAUGACGAUACUAAUGCCAUCUUCCAAGUGGAAGUGCCAGACGAUUCACUUGCUCCCGAAGGAAUAACCGCAAAUGAAGAUUCAUCAAUAGAUAAUAACCCAAGGAGGAAUGUGGAAGCUAAACCAAUGUUAGACGACGAGUUACUAGCAAAAAUAAAGUUGUGGCAAAUGAUGAAAGAAGCAUCAGAGAAGAAAUGAACAUUAAAAUAAAUUAACCAAAAGUACUGACGGUUUGCCGCUUAAUUUUAUAAAUGUUGAUUUGUACAAGACUAAUGUUUGUUAAUGUUUGAUUAGUUAAAUACUCUAAAUAUAACUGUGUAUACUAGUCAAUUGUAAGGCUGGGUUGCAAUUGGCAAUGUAGCUUGUAAUAUAUAGAAUAGAGUUAUACGUGCCAUUUCAUGUUCAUUUUGCCUCUUGGCCGGCGCACUAUCGCGCAUACAGAUUUUAGAAAAAAAAUGUAAAGAGACCUUUUUUGUGGUUUUUUUUAUUUUGUUAUAAAUUUCAGAACAAAACGGACUAUCUCCUUUUCUAUAUUUCUUAAUUCCUUCUAAAUUUUUUAGUACUUACCAUAUUAUUUUAAACAUAGUAAUGUUGUUACUUUACUCUUCACUGUUCUGUUUUUGAAUAAAAACUUUAAUUCAAAAUAUGUGUAUAUUUUACGAUAAUCUAAAUAACUGCGCAAGAGUUGCGCAAUAAUUAGUUAACUAACUAGUCAAUCGCCAUGUAUACGGUUAUGGGAAAUAAAAUGCUUAUGCUGGAAUUUUUGUUUUAUGUAAAAAAUAUAUAUUAAUGUUUAAUUUUCAUUGUUAAGUGUGACC